AUGGCUUCAAAUGAUUCAGGUGUUGAUUCAAGCAACGAUAGCUUUUCUACGAUAGAUAAUAGCAACAAUAACAGUGCAAAUACCUCAAUGAAUAGUCUUGGUCAAGAGGGUAGUAGCAAUCCACUGAUGGACGCACUUUGUCAAGGCGCCCAAAGUUUUGAAUCAUUUCAAUCAUCAUCACAGUCACAGGAGGGCGGCGGCGGCAGCAGUAGCUCAUCACAGAGUUUCCGACGACCGGAUCGAAAAUUUCAAUCUUCAAGACACCAAAGAUUGGCAAAAGAAUUUAACCAUCAUCAUUCAACUCGUCAUGCGUUAGUGCCGUACGUGUGCAAACUACCGAACGAAAGGAAAUUGCGGUUGGCCGCAUCGGUUUCAAAUAUAGAGCUAUUGGUUCGGCUAUUGGAUCUUGGCGUUAACCCAGACACCGCUGAUGAGCAUCUGCGAUCGCCGUUACAUUUAGCCUCGAGCCGUGGUUACAAGGACGUUGUUAAAAUUCUAUUGACACGCGGGGCCAAUCCAAACAAACAAGACUCACUUGGCAAUACCCCGUUACACUUGGCUGUUUGCUCGGCCAGCUCAUACAAUUUCAAUAUGGUCGUGCGCAUCCUAUUACAAAACGGUGCACGUGUAAACAUAUGCGACCGGACCGGUAAAACGCCAUAUGAUCUAGCGAGAAGUAAAUUGCUGUUGAUGCGUUCACGUCUGGAUGGCGGUAUAACGCCCGAAUCUGCCAAAUUGUUCGUAGAAAUGUCAAUGUUGACGGGGCUGCUGUAUAAAACAUUGACACAACAACGCAAUGACAUGGAAUUUGACGAUUUGGAAGAGCGUCUUCGCAAUCUGAGCACAAAAGAAAUCGAAGACGGUGCCGACAAUCUACUAGUUGAUGUUGCAGGUUUAACAUUAAACUGAGCUGAAUCCAACCAAAUUUUUUACGUCGUAGAUUCAUUGGUUUUUUUUUCUUUUUAAAUUGUAUUCUAUAUCGAAAAUAUAAGAUAAAUUACUUAUCAGGUUGAAUUUUUUAAGUUGUCAAAAUAUGUUUACCAUACGAUUUCGAAUUUUUCGAUUUUAUACACAUCCGCGAUAAAAAUGAAGGAAAAAAAUAAACAAAUGAUAACUUUUGUCUACCAA
Sitodiplosis mosellana (orange wheat blossom midge) is the source of this 1128-nucleotide messenger RNA. RefSeq names its product ankyrin repeat domain-containing protein 54-like. The transcript has 2 exons. Gene Ontology annotation, molecular function: protein binding. Lineage: Eukaryota; Metazoa; Arthropoda; Insecta; Diptera; Cecidomyiidae. Bases 1 to 909 code for a protein of 302 amino acids. The record is from RefSeq and is a predicted model, not a curated record.